CUCAAUAAAUAUUAUUAUAUAUUAAAUAUAUGUUCAGCAACCAGGGGGUCAGUGCCUGUGUGUUCUUUAUUAAUGCAGGAGAUGAAUGAGGUGGAUUUCUGGCUUCUCUUUACGGCUGUGAUCACUUUCCUGUACAAUGGGAGAUGAACAAGGCAGCUGACUGCCCGGCUGACCAGACCUCGAAUGACAACAAAGGAACUACUUCCGCCGGAAAUGCUCCUCCACUGAGGCUUUAGAUAGAAUGUUUUGUUUCGGGUGUUUUGUUUUGGGUUUUUUUUUAUUUUUUUUUACGAACGAAACUUUAUUUAAUAAUCGUAUGUUAACAUGGAUGACAGCGUCCCGUAUGCCACGCCCACUUGUCACUGAACAGCCAAUAGGAAUGUGCCAGGUUUGAUUGCGGAAGUCAACAAGCUCCCUGCUGACUGAUUCUGAUGUAACUUGGUGUAAGGAGCUCAGGUAGCCGUGUGCGGGUAUAAGGCGGAUAGAGUGCGAGCCCUGCGGGUUAGAGGCUUACUGAGUGACAGACUACUUGCAAGAGACACAAAAGAGCAUCAAGACAUCCACCUGUUGAGAAGAUGGCAGCAGCUGGCAUGUGUCUGGCCUUGGCCCUCCUCUCCAUCAUGCAACUGGCUCAGGUUCACUGCUGGAACCAGCAAGGUGGGUAUGGAGACAUGGCAGUGGAGGUGGUGGUGGUAAUACAAGAUGGGUAUUGAGACAUGGCAGGGGAGGUGGUGGUGGUAAUACAAGAUGGGUAUUGAGACAUGGCAGGGGAGGUGGUGGUGGUAACACAAUGUGGGUAUGCAGAUAUGGCGUGGUGGUGGUGCUAACAAUAAGGUUGGCAUGGAGACAUGGCAGGGAGGUGGUGGUAAAACAAGAUUGGCAUGGAGACAUGGCAGGGAGGUGGUGGUAACACAAGAUGGGCAUGGAGACAUGGCAGGGAGGUGGUGGUAACACCAGAUGGGCAUGGAGAUAUGGCAGGGAGGUGGUAACACAAGAUAGGCAUGAGGACUUGGUAUGGCAGAUGGUGGAAACACAAGGUGGGUAUGGAUAUAUGGCAGGGAGAUGGUGGAAACACAAGGUGGGUAUGGAUAUAUGGCAGGGAGAUGGUGGAAACACAAGGUGGGUAUGGAUAUAUGGCAGGGAGAUGGUGGAAACACAAGGUGGGUAUGGAUAUAUGGCAGGGAGAUGGUGGAAACACAAGGUGGGUAUGGACAUAUGGCAGGGAGAUGGUGGAAACACAAGGUGGAUAUGGACAUAUGGCAGGAAGGUGGUGAUAACACAAGGUGGGUAUGGACAUAUGGCAGGGAGGUGGUGGUAACACAAGCAGGGUAUGAAGGCGUGGCACGGAGGUGGUGGUGGUAAUACAAGGUCAUGGUGGCUCUUUAUAGGAAAUUGCUUGGCAGACUGUAAACACAUGUAUAGGUUAAAUAUUUAAUAUAUAGUUUAAUAAUUGUUUUUUGUUUUUAAUUCUUAACUUUGUUUUGCUUCACUGCCAAACCUUCCAUUAUUUCUAAUUGACAAAGAGGGAUGCUUUAAUUUUCAGGGUGUGAUAGGGGGCAGGCCUGUUCCGAGAAAUUGUAGAUGACUUACUAUAACCAAUUUUUACGAACUAUAAUAUAAUUUAGGAGAAGAAAAGCAUAUCGUAUUUACACAGACAGAUUUCUAAACACAUUCAUGUUGUUUAAAAACAUGUGACUGUGAGUAUUAAUGCUCUGGAGCUCUGUUAGACUCUAAGACACAUAAAUAAUAUGGAGCAUCGGGUGGGGGGGGUGACAUUAGGAUAGAAAAUAGUGACAGAGGGACACUUGGGAGGUAUGUUCACUGAUAUGUUCUUGGCAUAGUAGCAAAAGCUACUAUGUCCCCAAUAGUGUAAACAUAUUAAGGAUUACUCUUAUGUAACAGAUCCUCUAGCUUUGGCAUACAACAGUAUUUCCACACCACACGUUCAUUUAUCUUCAUGACAGUCUAAUUGAACUAAUUUCUGUCACAUAUAAAUAUAAUGAAAUCACAUAAUAGUGUAAUGUAAUAUUGUGUGAAAAGAUUGAUAAAUAGCCUAGAACUGGCCAAGGCGUUCAUUUGUGGAGAGACUCAGAAAUGUUUAGAGAGAGGUAUAAUGUUUUAUACAUGUAUAAUCUGUGCUAUAAACCUUUUAAGCUUCAUUGGUUAAAUAUUAUCACUUUAUGAGUAAUGAUGCAUAGCACAUACAUUGAUUAGUUUGCUUGUUGAUGUGACCACAUACCAAUGUACGUUUCAUUGCAGACCGAGUGCUGCUGAGAGAUAUUCAGGCGAUCACUUUGUAUUCAGACCGAUACACAAAUAGCCGCCGCACAUCCCCUGUACCACAGCUGAAAUGCACUGGUGGCAGUGCUGGCUGCAAGGUGAUGCCACAGGUGGUACAGUGUCAUAACAGAGGUUGGGAUGGCAUUGACGUUCAGGUAACUUUUUCUUUUUCUAUUUCUGUACUAUUUGUUAAGAUUGUAUAUAUUGGUAUGAAGUGAGGGCACAAUAAUCUAUUGGCAUGACAGAAUUCCAUUUUCCAGAUAACAUAUCUUGCAUGAAUUAUUAUUUUGUAUAUUGCUGUCAUUAUUCAAUCACUUGUGAAUUUCACAUGGCAUUAAAGAGGCACUCUGUACCAGGCUGUCAAUCCGACAACUGGUCCUGUUACUUCCUGGUUUGGUUAGCUUUCAAGAGGCAGCAAUUGCUCAGUGCACUUGCUUUGCAAAGACUUCUCAUUGAGCUGCAUUGGGAAGUCUGUGAUUAGAUUGCUACAGAAAAUCUGGGGUUGUUUAGAAAUGGAGGAAUUGCAGAGGAAGCAGACAAGAGAACUUCAGCUUUUGCAAGUUGUUUUUAGAUUUUACGCCAAUGAAAAAAUACAUAAAUAAAUACAUGUUUUCAGUUGGAUUAUAUAUACUAAACGGUUUUUGUUUUUUAUUAUUUUAGUUUUUUUUGGCAGUGGAGUGUCCCUUUAACUCUACACUAUAGUCAUAUAACCUCUCGUUAAUAAGGGGGUGUGUGUACAAGGGGUAUAGAGUGUGUGAGUGUAGGGGUGUAGUGUGUCUUUAUAGGGUUUAGAGCUUGUGAAUGCAAGGAGUGUACAGUAUAUUUAUGAGGUAUAGAGUUUGUGUACUGUGUGUGCGAGUGCAGUGGGUGUACCAGGGCCGGACUGGCCCACCGGGAUACCGGGAAAUUUCCUGGUGGGCUGGCAUACUAGCAGCUAGUGCGCACCGGCCCGCGGGCCGCAAGGCACAAUUAAAAGGUGGCCGGCAGGAGGUAGCGUGGCCAAGCUGGGGGGGACUAAUGGGACAAAUGGAGAGCUGGGGGGGCUAAUGGGACACAGGGAGAGCUGGGGGGGGGCUAAUGGGACACAUGGAAGACUAGAGAGGAUCUAAUGGGACACAUGGAAGACUGGAGAGGGUCGAAUGAGACACAUGGAGGGGCUGGAGAGUAAAAAGACACAUGGGGAGAAAGAGACAGAUGGGUUGGGAAAGGGGAACAGGAGACACACAGAGGAGCUGAGGAAGACACACAGAGGGACUGGGAAAGGGGAGAAUGAGACACACAGAGGAGCUGUGGGGAAAGAUACACAUAGAGGUGCUGGGACCUGGGAAAGAGACUCACAGAAGGACUCGGGAAAGGGAGAAAGAAACAAUGGGGCUGGGGCUAAGAGACACAUUAAAGGGGCUUGGGGGAGAAAGACACAAACAAAAUGCAUCUUCACUUGUGUCUCCUGCUCUCCCUGAAACUCAGAGUCAACCGGUGAGAGAAAGACGUUGUAUUAAAGGGACACUAUAGCCAACAGUUUAGUGUAGUGGUUCUGGUGUCUAUUGCCUGUCUCUGUAGGCUGAGCACUGUAAAUGCUACCUUUUCAGAAAAAAGGCAAUGUCUAUAUUACAGCCUAGGCACAUCUCUAGUGACAGUCACUCAGAUGGCCACUAGAGAUGCUUCCUAGUCCAUUGCUGCACACUCUGUAUGGAGGCACUGAUCGCUCCCCAUAGAGAUCCAAUGAGGCGAUGCUGAUUGGUACGGUGAAGCGCAGCAUUUUGUCACACGAGCAAUAGCCCCCCAAUGCUUUCCUAUGGGAACUGACUUGGCAUUGACUGAAAUUUAUCCAGUUGUAAGCCAAAGUGAAGAGUACACUCUUUUUACUUUAAAAAAAAAAAAAAAGAUAUCAUUUUUUUUUUUUUUUUUAACUGCUGUGCAAUAGCAUACAUUCACAAUUUCAGUCCAAAUGACCAAACUUUUAUUAAUAUAUCAGGAAAAUGGACUGAAACAUUGAUUAUAUGCAAAUGCACGUCUGCUUACAAUAAAUCCGCUCUUUUGUUUAUUUUGAAGCCAUAUAAGUGCUUUCUUUCACGUUUGAGGGAUAGUUUUCAGUUUUAAGGUUUUUUGUUUUUCCGCUCCCAUAUCUGCACACUAUGCUGGCGUGAUGCAUUAUGGGGCUGGUAAAGAUUUGUUUUUUUCCAGGGCUACUUGUAGUGUGUGUUUAUGUAAGUGGGUAUAGUGGGUGUAUAUAAGGGUCUAUAUAAAGGGGUGUACUGUGUGUGUGUGUAUAUAAAGGGGUUUAGUGGGUGUAGAUAAAGGGUGCACUGUGUGGGUAUAAGGAGGUGUAGUGGGUAUAAAGGUUUAUAUAAAGGGGUGUACAUAAGGGUGUGUGUGGGUGUAUAUAAGAAUGUAUGUAAAGGGGUGUACCGCGUAUAUAAGUGAGUGUAGUGUUUGUAGAUUCAGGGGGUUGUACUGUGUGUGUGUGUGUGUACAUAAGGGGGUCUAGUGUGUGUCUAUAUUAGGUAGUUUUUGUAGAUGCAGGGGGUGUACUGCAUGUAUAUAAGGGGGUGUAGUGGAUGUAUACAAAGGGGAGGUAGUGUGUGUAUAUAAAUGGGUGUACUGUGUGUAUAUAAGGGGAUGUAGUGUGUGUGUGUAUAGGGGGUAGGAUAGUGGCUUAAUCAUAUAUAUAUAUAUAUAUAUAUAUAUAUAUAUAUAUAUAUAAUAUACAUACAUACACACUCUCCCUCCCCCUCCCCCUAUUACCUUGCAGGGGAGAGGGAGCAUGCAGAUCCCUGGUGGUCCAGUGAGAUUGGUACGCCGCACACAGAUCCCUGGUGGGCCAGCCCUCCAUUUAUUUGGUCUGUACCUCCGCAUGGUACAGACCAUUUCUACCUCUCGCGAGCGCCAGAAUUUCAGAGCGGCGGUCACGAGAAGACAGGCUGCCCGGCACGCACAGAGCGUGUCCGAGUCAUUUCUCCCACUCCAGCCUGCGAAUCUCACCUUCAACCCCUGAAGGGACUGUCUUCCCUGUAAGGGCCGGUGCUACCCUGCCGGACUCGGCCUGUGGACAUCGUGGCCCACUGGGCAUUUGCCUGGUUUCCUUGAUGGCCAGUCCGGGCCUGGGAUCAAUGGAAAAUAGAGACUCUGAUCCCAAAGCUUAAUAAUUGUGUAACAUUAGGAUGGGAAAUCAUUAUAGCAAAUUAAUUGACCAGGAGGUUUAUUGUUAGGUUUCUAUAGUCUUCAAGUAUGGCCUGGCCCAUAGAUGUUAGUUGGUAUUAUUGGAAGAAUGACAGACAGAAUAAAUCCUACUUGAAAUCAGACCUGUAUGCCAAAUUUUAAUACUUAGAGCUGAAAAGUUGAAAUUGCCUACUCUCUUUGUUUCUCCAGACCUUGUUUAGAACCAAAUGCUCAAAAUACAAAUAAGAGCUCCUAUCACUUCAUACCACUACAUUAGUUUAAUUUUAUCAACUACAAUGAACACAUUUUUUUUAAAUCUUUUUACUCAGAAUGGAAAGAGGUGUGCCUUUUUGCAACUGUGUAUUUUUUAGAGUUUAUUAAACAUAUUAAAGGGACACCAAAACAACUUUAGCUUAAUGAAGCAAUUUUUGUGUAUAGAUCAUGCCACUGAAGUGUCACUGCUAAUUUACUGCCAUUUGGGAGUUAAAUCACUUCUGGUUCAGCUUAUGCAGCCUUAGCCACACCUACCCCGGCAGUGACUGACACAGCCUGCAUUGAAAUUAAUAAAUUGUUUAACUUUGAAUCAAAUGCAAAUGUCUUUCAAUGUUUUUAUCUCUUGCCCUGUAAUUUGAACUUUAAAGGAGGCUCCUGCCGGGUCUAUCAAACUAUUAACCGGAGAUAAGAAAUUAUAAAUUAAACAGAAUUUGUAAUAAAGAGAGUAUAAACAUUAUAUGACUUUUUACAGGAAGUGUUUAAGAUGGCUGUGUGAGUCACAUGCAGGGAGGUAUGACUAGAGCUAUAUAAACAACGUGAUUUAACUUUCUGACUUCGUGUUCCAUAUGCGUGGUAAUUUAUGGAGACUCAAUUUUAAUCAUGUUUUCAUCAAUAGAAUGCAUGUUCAUCACUGUAGGAUCUGAUCGCACCAAGGAUAUAGAUGAUCACAUAUUUGAUCCAGUAUGUCUGAAUCAAACAAUAUCCUGUUUCCUAUGGUUGCUUUGCCGCCUUUGAGCUCUGGGUCCCUCUUUCUUCAUCCUUCGAACUUUUGCAUUGCUUGGUGCUGUAUUGACAUAGCUAUUACUGAUCUUGGUUUAUACUUGCCUUCCUAUUUUCUGCUGCCCUUGCUAACCCUUGGCUUUUUUUUUUUUUUUUCUUGUCAUGUUUCUGGUGCUUUUAUUUACUCCUUGUACCUGGCAAUUUAAUUGAUAAAUCUGCCAAAUGUUAAAGAUAAAGGUCACUGAAAUGCAUGUUUAAUUGCCAUUUGCGAGUGAAAUUGUAGCCCUGGCAAGUAGAAUUUCACCCCUAGUGAGUUUGCUAUGGACUUGUAGCAUAGGACUUAAAAUUGAAAACCUGACCCCUGCCUUUUUGUUAUUCUCAGGCGGGGAGCAUUUUUUCCCCAGCAUCCUUCACUAGGGACUAUCUCUCAUCAUCCACUUCUCUUUAAACUACCUCCUCCCUUGCAGCCACUUGUGGCCAGAGUACAAGUGGAAAUGUUACAUAGAAAGCUAUUUUUAUCCCAGCUUGCACUAAAAUGGCCUGGGAUGUCUGAAAGUUUAAAGGAGAACUAUGGUGCCAGGAAAACAAACUAAUUUUUCUGGCACUAUAGGAUCAUUAGGGCACCCCCUCCCGCUGGGCUGAAGGGGUUGAAACCCUUUUCAGCCACUUACUCGUCAGCGAGUUCUCAUUGUGAUUUUUACAGUAAGAAUCACGGAAGCGCCUCUAGCACUGUCAGUGAGACAGCCACUGGAGGCUGGAUUAAUCCUCAGUGAAACAUAGAAGUUUCUCUGAAACUGCUAUGUUUUCAGCUGCAGGGUUAAAACUAGAGGGACCUGGCACCCAGACCACUUCAUUGAGCUGAUGUGAUCUGGGUGCCUGUAGUGGUCCUUUAAGAAUCUUUCUUGUUACUAUUAUUCUUUAUUUUUACAUUUCUAGUUUUCUGAUGUAUAUUGACAAUUAUAGCUAUGAUAUCAUAAUAAAUGUGUUACUAACUUUUUGCUUACCUAGUAAACAUAAUUUGCUGUUUGUUUUUAACUCAAUGUUUAUUGUAAAUUGUAAGAGAUCUCAUGAAAAUCUGCAUAUUUCACUGGUACAAAUGUGAAAAAGAGAGAUUGGAAGCAGCUCGAACUUCCCAAACUUCUGAGUCUCUACCUCCUGGUCGUAGAUGAGAAUAAAUAUGACAAUGGCGGGAAACAGCGCUUGCAACUGAAGUCCUUCGUUCCAAUGGAGCAAUAUGAAAAAUAGAAGGGACACAACCCAAAUAUAGUGUAUUAUUUUAGGGUAUCAAAUAUGGCAAAUAAAAAAAAGAUAGCAAUUACACUUUUCUGGAUCAGCUCCAGAUCACUGCGCCUGGACUUUCCAAUCGCUGUCUGUGGAUAUGUAGAUGGUCCUGGUCCUAUAUGAGGAGGUAUGUGGUUGGUGGGAAAUUUUUGGGUAUCACUGGUAACCUACAGAAAUGGAAAACAAAUGGUGAUAACUUUUUUUGUGUUUACUGUAUUACAAAUAUACGAUGAAAAAUGAAAGUAGCCAAUAAGUCAUCUAUUAUAAAUAAUGUUUACCUUCUUACUCCCCAGAGCAGACAAUUCUGUGGACGUUUGCAGGGAAAAUAAUCAUGUUUCUUUUAACUCUUAGUGGGAAUGCAAGGUAGACAUGGACAACUCUUACAGAUUUGGAAAAGUGGAAGUAAACUGUGAGGGUUUUGACUACCCUGAGGAUCCCUAUGUACUCAGUGGCUCCUGUGGUUUGGAGUACACUCUAGAGUACACUGAGGAAGGCUGGAAGAGAUCUAAUGAUGGUAGUUACAGUGCUGGUGGACACGGAUCUGGCUUUUUCCAAGGGCAUUCGAAAAGCUGGAAUUCUCCCUCAUCUAGUGAUGGCAGCAGUGCCGUCGUCAUUGUUGUGAUUUUGGUGCUUGCUUAUGGAGUGUAUAAAUUAUUCCUUAGUGGGCCUGCAAUGCCGCAACAGCCUCAGCCUGAUGAGUAUGGAUAUGGUCACCAAACCCAUGCAACAGCCCCUCCACCUCCUGGUUACAGCCCUCCUCCUCCAGGAUUCAAGUCCGACUUCACAGGUUUGCAAAGCCCUUCUUUUUUUUAACUCCUACUUGCUUUUAGUAUUAUAACAAUUGUACAAAGGAGAUGCAUCCUGAAUUUCCUCACUGAGAGGAAGCAGUAUGAUAUAUAUAUAUACUCUGCGAGCUUUGGUGUGGAAAGGUAGUGAGGAAACCGAUCUCUUUAUAUAGCUCUAUACAUAAAGAAAAAAAAAAGAGCAAACCAUUUAUUUCUAAAUAUGAGACCAUAUUAAACAAAUAACACAUAGAUUGAAAACUUUUAGGACAUGACUUCACAAUUUUCAGAAUUGAAAAAAAUCUAUAGCACCAAUUAUUAUAGUAUAGUAUAUGUAGUGUAGAGUUAUGCUGAUUAGUAUAGCUUAAAGGGACACUGUAGGCACCCAGACCACUUCAGCUAAGUGAAGUAAUGUUUACAUUGCAGCUCCAAGUCUGCCCUCUGUGGCUGUUUACCAGAGAGCCACUGGGGGUGCUUCCAGAAUUGUAACGGAUUUUGGUCAUUUAUCUGACGCUGGACGUCCUCACACUCUGCAUGAGGACCUCAAGCGUCAGAUUGUUUUCCCCAUAGGAAAGCAUUUAGAAUGCGCAUUAGACCCCGCUCAACGUGGGACUGAGGGGGCCGGGCUUUGACCCAGCGCUAAGGGACAUUGGCGCUGGGAUAAGGUAAGUAAAUAAAGGGUUUUUAAACUCUUUAUUUACCGGGGAGGGGGAGGCAGAGGCAUCGGUAGAUGCAACACAUAUUUAUAUUUUUAUAUAUAGAUUAUUUAUUUAUAUAGCGCCAAUAAAUUAUGUAGCGCUUUACAAUGGGUGAACUAACAAACAUGUAAUUGUAACCAGACAAGUUUGAUGCACAGAAACAGAGGGAUUGAGGGCCCUGCUCACUGAGCUUACAUGCUAGAGGGAGUGGAGUAAUGUGGCACAAAAGGUAAGGGUAGUAUUAGAGAAGUAGAUUGGUAGAAGGGUUUUGGAGCUAUUAACAGUUUAAUUGAUAUGCUUCUGUGAAAAAGUGAGUUUUUAAUGAUUAUUUUUUUUAUUUUUUUAAGGAGUGGAGACUCUGUAAAAAUAUAUAAGAUCUCUAUAUGUAAUGCACUGAUUUAGCUCUUAAAUAAAAAUAAAAGAACAAAUACACUUUAUUUAAAAAUGUUGAGUAUGACUUCCAUUAUCAUCUAUAGUUAUAAUUAUUAGUUGUAUAAUUAUCUGCUUAGGAAAUUACAUUUGAUCUAUUUUAGCGCGGCCAUCAGAAAACCAGGCAAAAUCAAUAGAAUAUUGCUGAAUGUGUUCAGUCUCUGAGAAAAAAAAAAAAUCACAUCUCUAGGGCCAGCUUCUAGAGAACAGAUUGUGGGAGCAAUGACCCACCAAGCUUACACCCUAUUUCAAUUGCAACACUAGUCAGAUCAGCCUAGAGAACACCAAAAUAGAAUCGGGAAUAAUAAAUGCGAUACUAUAACGAUCCUUUGGGAACGGGGAAUCUCACUGCAUUGAACUGCAGUUUUUGCAGUAUGGUAUCCAGAGAAUGCCAAUAAGCAGUGUGUGUUAUGAGGUAUGAAAUCUUGUUACUUGGCACGUAGCAGAGAAAUGACAAGGAUUUAAUCAGAGAAAACAUUAUAGAAAAUGUUGGUUACAAUAAAAAUGCCUUAUAGGUCUUAUGGCAAGAUACCAAUGAAUGAUAAAAGAAAGUUUUGUGUAUAUAUUCCAGGUAUUUUGAUUUUCCUUUCUCCCCUCUUUGUUCUGGGUUCAGUCUUUUAUAACAAGACCUUGUCCUUCUCUCCAAUGGGGCAAUUUGGGCGAGUACGUAUUACCAAAUGUCCAAAGAAUGGACAUCCGGUACAAUGUAAUAUUGCCACCUAUAUAUAAAUGUGUAUUUGAAAUUCUAAACAAUGACCACUUCAGGGUGCUCUAACAUUAUAAUGCAGUGGUAUGAUUAAUAAAUCCUUUAAUAGCUUGUUUACAUGAUACAGGAAGUCUGAUGCAAUUGUUGUUUAGGGAUUAUCGGGCCUAGGUUAGAACUGAGAAAGCGUUCUGUUCUCAGCAAUAAUCACUGGGGGAAAAUAAAAACCCACAAAGUUUUAAAGAGCAUAAAACAUAUCACAGAGUCAUCAACCUAUUGUACCUGUAACAUUUUGUAAUUUUCUUAUUUAUUGUUACAUUUUCCCUGCUUAUAAAAUUUGUAAAGUGUUGCAGAAUAAAUUGGAUCUGUAUAAAAGCAAAUAAUAAAUUAGUAUAUGUAUAUUAAAAUAUAGUACUACAGAUUUCAAAAUCUGUUCUAAUUGUUUUAAUUAUUAUUGGUUAUGUUUUUGGUUUUUUUUUUCUACUUAAAAUACUUGACAGGAACACCUAGCUCUAUGUACCUAACCAGUCCUGUUGAAAAAGGGAGAAGAGUUGUUUACAUACAAUUUUAUUUUUUCACAAAAACCAAGCAUCUGGCAUCAAAGAGAAUAAUUAUGUAUUUUUGCUACUGUCUGAUUUUUGCCUGGGUGGUCUCUUUAGAAAACACAGCGUAUAAUAUGUGUGCCUACCCUAAAUGAAAGAGUAAUAUUAAAACUGAGCAAUGUAAUGGCAAAAAGACCAAAUGGCUUUUCCCCAGUGAUGUGAAAAGAACUUGCACCUUAAAGACGUUAAUAUCGAUUGAUGUGUUCCAUUUUUUUUAAACUAUUUUUUCUUUUUCUGCAUUUAGGGUCUUCAGCAGGUUACGGUGGUUUAGGUGGCACUUCUACAUUUGGCAGCGGUGGCACCCAAGGGCCAGGUUUUUGGACUGGCUUAGGAACUGGCGGUGUACUUGGAUACUUGUUUGGCAAUCGGAGGUGAGAAAUUACUGAGCUUUGUACGCUUAAUGAAAAACUGAUUGAUUUUUUUUCACAUUUGGCACUCUGUUGAAGGAAUUGUCCUUUACAUCCUGUUGAAACAGGGAGAAUAGUUAAGUUUACACACGAGUUUUUUUUGCAAUUUAUAAAAAACAAAGUAACUGGCAUGAAGCAGAAAAAUAUGCAUCUUGCACCUUAGAUGCUGCCAGACUUUUUCAUUUGGCACUCUACUAAAGGGAUUGUCUGGAAAUUAGACAAGAUAGUUGUACAUAUAGUCAUGUACACAGCUAUAGUCAUGUAUACAGCUUGUGGUUCAGUCUGAUAUCUAGAGUGUGUGCUUUAGUUACUAGCCACCUCAAAUUGAUACAACGCAUGGCUUUAAUGUCAUGGGCUUGGCUGUGUGUGUGCGCUCAUCCACUCGCAUCUCUUUUAGGCAGUCAUAUUUUAGUUUUUCUGUGAUAAGUGAUCGCAAACUCGCAGAAUUUGUGUCGAAAUCUGCCUUUCAGCCCCACCACCCCCAUGCCCUUCACUUCUGCCAAAUCCCCCAUGCCCUUCACCACUGCCAAAUCUGAGCUCUAUGUAUUUUCAUUUGUUUCAAACCCUGCACAUUGUGUCAAUGUGAAGGUGGGCCUGACUAACAGAUUCCUAAGCUCUCUACAAAGUGCUGAUUCACUGAUCUGCACAUUAACCCGUGCAAUCUUUCUACCGGGCUGUGCCACAUGACUGCCUGAUGAGCAGCAGAGCUAAGCGAUUCUCUGAUCUAUGCGGUCAGAAUCCCUCAACCAAUUUUCAUUCCAUUGGCACAGAAUUAUAUCCUGUGAAAUGACUGACAUGGAGUACUGUCAUGGUUACUAGACUUUGACCAAGAUCUAUGCAUUUGCUGGCUAUUCUGUUAGCACAAUGAAUAGUUGAAAUUAGAAGAUAGAACAGUGCUCUCUAUAAGCUAGUCCUAAGGGUCGAAAAAACAAGACUGAAGGGAAAGUCUAAAUCCACAGUCUCGUGGGACAAAAUUUAUAAAAAUGAAAAAAUACUAAUUUUGAGAGAACAUCCCAUUUUAAAGAGCAUGGAAUCAAGCCUCAAAACUGAUUACCCACAUAUGGGAUCCAUACAAACGGUAUGAAAUAUUUUUAAUAAAAAUAAAUCUUUAUUAGAGAAAACAAAUACGCAAAUAAUAAGUGAAACACUCAGUGACUAUCUCCUAAAUUGCCUGCUAGCUUCCUUACAUAGGGAUAAAUAUAACAAAGUAUGAUACCACUUAUAUAACCCUGUAAAUUCAAGUCAGUGGUUACAAUCUAGUAGAGAAAUGGGAGUUAACUUUGUUUGAAAACAAUUGAUACAAGUUAUCUGGAAGGUAGUCAUUGUAUUACGAAGUAGCAUUAUAUAAAUACUUUCAGAAUACAGCUUGAGUAGAGAUAUGAACCAUAAGGACACAUGACAUGUGUGACAUGUCAUGAUUCCCUUUUAUUCCAAAAGUUUGGUCCUUAAGGGGUUAAAGGAUCACUAUAGUGUCAGGAAAACAAAGCAGUUUUCCUGACACUAUAGUGCCCUGAGGGAGCCCUCACCCUCAGGGUUCCCCUCCCGUGGCACUGAAGGGGUUAAAACCCCUUCAGUUACUUACCUUAUUCCAGCGCAGUGCUCCCUCGGCACUGUUAACCUCUCCUCCCCCGCCGACAUCAGCGGAGCCGAAUGCGCAUGCGCAGCAAGUGCCGCACGCACAUUCAAGCUGUCAAUAGGAAAGCAUUUCUCAAUGCUUUCCUAUGGACGCUCUGUGCGAUGGAGGCAUAAUAUGCCUCCAGCGUCACAGAUGCGCCUCUAGUGGCUGUCCGGAUACAGCCACUAGAGGCUGGCUUAACCCCAAAUGUAAACAUAGCAGUUUCUCUGAAACUGCUAUGUUUGCAUCUGAAGGAUUAAAACCUGAGGGACCUGGCACCCAGACCACUUCAUUGAGCUGAAGUGGUCUGGCUGACUAGUGUCCCUUUAAAUAUUAGACAAAAUAAAAGUAGCGUUUGCACAGAGAAGUGGGGUACAUGAAAGGGAUAGGAAGGUAUAAACUCCUAAUAGAAUUCAACCCCCACCUUAUCACAGAUCACACACCCUCUCAAUAUCUUGCAAUAAAUUGCUUAGAGCAGGGGUCCUCAAACUCUGGCCUCCCAGAUGUUGCUGAACUACAACUCCCAUGAUUCUCUGGCUAUCUAUGUAGUUCAAAGAAUCAUGGGAGUUAUAGUUCAGCAACAUCUGGGGGACCGGAGUUUGAGGACCCCUGGCUUAGAGCAUAAUAGUGUACAACAGGUAAAAUAAAUGAGAUAGUAAUUGAAGAAAAGGAUCUGGGACUGUAUAGGUAGCUAGUGGGUCAUAGAAAAGUGUGUGUGUGUGUGUGUGUGUGUGUGUGUUUGUUUGUUUGUUCAAUCUAGACCCAAGCAUACCACAUAAGCAAAUCCCCAUUCAGAUCCCUUAACACCAAAGUAACAUCAGCCUACUAAAGGCUGCUCCCUUAGUCAAAUCAAGCAACUACCCUUCAGUACGUCCUGAUAACUAAACUAGCUGCUUCAAGGCAGCUCUAGGUAUGUAUUCACUGACUCCUCUAUUCCAGCAUACCAGGGACAAACGAGCAUCUCACUAGCUGUUUCCAUUGCUUUCUGAAAUACUGCAGCCUAGUAAAGAUGUGAGGGAGUAACUCCCCCCCCCUGGUUAGACUGAAGGCGGGUCUUAUGAAAAAUUAAGUACCUCCUGAGUAUCUGGCAGGCAUACUAAGGGGUCCCGGAGUUAAAAACUAAAGCAUCCUACCUGGCGCGUAUUUCGGUGCUAUACAGGCACCUUUGUCUAAGGUAAUCCCGUCGAGUCGAGCUUGCCGGUCAUUUGAAGGUUUUAGCUCCGCCCAUUGAAUGACGUGAUACAGCUAAUCAAACGAUGACACGUCAUCGGGGGUGUCGUUAGGCACCAUAGGGCAAUAUACACCCCUUUUAGACUUCAGAGUGUGCUUCCAAUUCAAUUAACCCCUACAGGGGAGACUGAAACCUAAAUUUACCCAUGAAUGUAGUUGCUCACAGGAUCCCAUCGAAAAUUGUAAUGGGGUAAUUGAUGAACCCCUCAAUGUGGGGGCUCCAAAUAAUCCACCCACAGUUGUAUGUAAUGACAAAGGAUUAUCUUGUACAAGAUAUAGAGCAUCCAUUUGUGCUUAUUCCUGAUGGGGAGACAAAACCAUACCAAUCAGAAUAAACCCAUAGAUAUGGGGACCUGCAAUCCCUAAUGUGGGACCCUAACUUGGUCAAUAUGUUCAUUAUGUACAUACAAUACAAAAAACAGAGCUCAUCUAUUUAACAUAAAGAAAGGAUAAGAUAUUGAUGUUUAGAUCAAAUAAAGUCUCUAAAUCACAACUAUUGGCUUCCUUACAAAAUUAAAGGAAUUAUGGCGUGUAUAGACGAAGUAAAAAUAUGCACAGGAAGAACAAAAAUGAAUUUGUUCUAAAUCACAACUUAGUCCUAAGGGUCCAGCAGUACUUGAUAUAAUUAAUAUUGACACAAACUCAGGUUUGUGAUUAAGCAGUGAGGUUUAAGGACACUAUGAAGUGAGGUAAUAUUUAUUAAUAUCUUGGUCGGUUACCAAUAAUUUGCCGGCCGCACGAUAUAGUCAUGCGGGCUUAUGAAAUUAUGUCCUAUAGCCUUAUCGAUAACGUGGUUGGUGCAAUGGCUUCAAGCUUUUGAAGCUCGGCCACUGCAUCGCUGGCCCGCACAAUAACUAACAUCUAAUAAGUAUUGUCCUUUUUGUGCGGAUUUUACACUGCACCAUUAAUAAAAUGCUUUGUGGCCAGCCCCAGCAACUACCACACAGAAGGGGCAAAUGUAGACCAGCCCAUGCAUGUGCAAACUUUGUCGGCUGUCUGGUGCCUUGUGUGGCUGCACAGCUCACACACCCUUAAGGCCGGCCCUGUAUGUGUGUGUCUGUUUGAGUGUGUGUGUGUGUGUGUGUGUCUGUGUACGUGAGGUAAAAUAAAAGUGGCAGUGAAGGGUGGCGAUGGGAGAGAAGGGGGUCACUUCAAAAAAAAAAAAAGGGGGGGGGGGAGAGGAAUAACCUUGUUUAAAAAUGGGAUAAUGCAACUCUACCAGAAAUAGAAGUGGACUGUCUUUAGAGAAGAGAGAUUGAUAAGGAGAGAAGGACACCUGGAGAGAGGUGAUAUGCAAUGGAAAGAAAGGGACAUGGGGAAAGGUGACAUAGAUGAGAAGAUGCAAGACAUGUCUGAGAAAAUGAAAGGAUGUGGGAAGAAGAAAAGAGCGUUUCUUAAUUUUGAUCUUUCAGCUGUAUAGUAAAAAGCUAACAAAUAUUGUACCCUUAUAUAUGGCAAUCCCAUAUAAGGAAACCAAAUUAGUGGGCCAUUUACUAAGCUGCUGAUAGAUCAAAAUUAAGAAAUCAGCUCAUGUCCUGUGUUUGUAAGUAUUACUAUUAUCAUUAGUAGAUUACAUUUUAGCCAUAUAGAUGAAUGAGGCGCUACAUCCAUGCAAAGACAUAGCUAUUGGAAAAGGGUUUCUGACUCCUGCUUUAAUCCAGCAUUUCUAAGUUUAAUAAAAUGUAUAGUAUCUUUUAAAUCCUCUCUCGCCCUACCCCCAGGGAUUUAAAAAAAAUAAUAAAUUUAAAAAAAUUAUAACUUUUAGGGAUUAUGAAUGUUGACCUUCAUAUAUAGUUAUGUGUCCAUCUCAUUUUAAAGAAAUGUAUUAACAGAUGUUUUAUUUCUUUUUCAUUACAUUUAGAACUCAACCUUACCAGUCUCCAUAUUUUAACAAUUGGUCUGGCCCUACCUAUUCUCAUGGCCCAAUGUAUGGAGCUUCUCAGCCAUUUCAAACACCACAGAGUUCAGGUGCAAGAACAACAUCAGGUAAGGAUUUUGUCUGUGCACAAAAACAUAGAACAUGUAACAUUAAAUAAGUCAUGUCUUGAACACAGUGGAGGCUGUUAAUAUUUCAAGUUGGUAGGGUGUCAGGAUUUGACUGUCCCCUCUCUGCAUAAAUGUUUUAAUCAUGAAUAGGAAGGUGUCUAUUUAACACUAUUGCCUCCAAAAUAUGUGGACUAUCCCAUAUAUAGGGAAUACACAAUAGUGAAAUAUAGGGCAUGUAAUACAGGGUUUAGCCACUAGAUGCCAUCAAAGAGGGGAAGAGCGUGUGUAAAUAUUUAUCAAAGAUGUAAGUUUACACACACAAAAAAAACAACUAAAAAUAAAACAGGGGGAAAAAGACAUUGUAUAGUUUUUGUUGAUUUUAUUUAACAAAAACUGGUGCUGCCCCAAUGGACAGACCUUAUUUGCAUGAACAAAAGUCACCAAAAACAGCAACCAAUAAGGAAACUAAUUCAUAUAUUUUGGGAGUUCUAUUUUUGACUUUACAGUCUUCCACUCCAAAUGGUCCUUCUUGGGUUUUCUAGGAGUUCAAACUAGUUUGAGUAUAUUAUCACAUCUUAAGUAACUAAUUUACCAUAUAAUCCAAUGUAAAAUAUAUAUAUAUAUUGAUACAAGAGAAUCUCCAGUAACAGAAUCUAGCAUGACUCUUAUCUCAUAUCUAUAUGUGUAUAUUUUAUGGGCACUUGCGCAGUCUGUACUGACAAUUCAUAAGAACCAAGAGUAUGAGAAAUUAAAAUCUUUGUUAUAGAAGUAGAGUGAAAAGGGGGGGAAAAAAUUGAGUUUGACUCCAAUCCAAACUUUAAUGAUUUACAUUUUCUGUAAGUGCAUUUCAAUGCUCCACAGUUCUAAAGCACGGAUACAUUUUGCACAUUAAAGAGGUUUCUAAAUAAGUGAAAAAAUUUGAGACAUUGAACACUCUUUACUUGCACUGUGCAGGACUGGUGAUUUAUUUUUAAGUUUCUCCCUCGAUCAUGAAUAUACCAUAAGAAAUAUAGUUCAGAAAAAUAAUUUGUAUUUUCGUACACAUUACUUAUUAUUCUUGUAAUAUUUAACCAACAGGGUUUGGAGGAACAAAGAGAAGAUAAAUAAGAAAAUGGACUUAACAGACGCUUUAUUGUCCACCUUUUUCCAAUACUUUAAAUGAACAGAAAAGUCUGGGAUGCAUCUGUUUCUACUAUGGGUAGUAUUGCUUAGUUCCAGAGGCUGUAACAAUGACACCAUGGGAAUGAGGCAGAUUUAUGUCUUACCAAUCAACACACAUUCACACUUAACCCCUUAUGUUUGACCUCAAAAUUCUUUUGUCCCUGUGGCAUGUUACAUUAAAAUACAGUCUGGCUACCCAGUCAUUACAUAUGAUUUAUCCUCUUAUAAACCACUCUAUACAUGGUACUGAACCACUUGGGAUUUUUGGAAAUGCAUAGACAUUGUAUGAACUGUCCAAACGGGCUCUGCCUGCUUUAGGAAUUUUACUGUUAACUUGUGUGUGCUUGUAUGCCUUUAAGGAUUUUAUUAGAGUAUAUAUUUGUAAGCAUUAUAGAUCUAAUGUAUAGAUAUGGAUACAUAUACUUUUUUUCCUCUUAAAAUAGAAGAAAUCGUUAUGUUGUUAUUGAGGACUACAGCUACACCUGAUUUUGUUUCUUUAUUCUUCUGCUAUUUGUAUAUAAAUUAGAGUAUAUGCUUAACUUCGAGAUUAAAUGUUGCUGACUACUGGUUUUAAAUAUGUAUUUCUACCCCUUUGAGAUUAAAUGUUGCAAAAACCAUGAAUGAUAAGUAAAGAUAUACAGUCAUAGAAACAUAGGCAUUGGUUUAAUUCUGUUGGAUAAGAUCUUCAAACAUUCAAUUGAUCGCAAUAUGUUGAAAAACUUUUCAAUUUAUUUAUCUACAAAACACCUAUAGACUUUGAAAUGUUUCUUCUGAUUUAUCUGCAGAAGUCACCAUUAAACAGGUUAUAAUCCUUUGAAAAGCUUAUCAACAGAAUUAAGAGUUAGUAAUAAUUAAUCCCAUUUUAAAGCUAUAUGUAAAGAGCCCAUUCUUUAUUAUAUCAUUCUGUAGACAUGUGUCAAUAUUUCAGUCCACCAGCAAGCACAACAAGUAUCUAGGCACUAUGUUUAAAGUGUUGUCCAAGUUUACCUGGUAAAAGCCAACAAAAUGCUUUUCUGUAUAUGCUAUAAACCUACUGUAGUAAACAGUAUAUACUACUUAAAAUCGAUCCAAACCAUUUUAAAUAACUUUCUCAAAUACAGUCAACUGAUGGGGUCACGAUACUUCAACAUUUUCUCUAAGAACAUACUUUUCUUCAUUUUUUUUUUUUUUACAUUUUUUAAACUCCUAGUCCUUUAUUUUUUGCUCAAUGGUAAAUCCGUAAUGUCCCAGCCCAUUUGCACUGUUAUGCCAAAAAACAAAUAUUCAUCCAAGGUUGGGCAGCUAUAUAUAAUCUUUACCCCACCUGAAUUACUAGAAGGUAGAGUGCAUUCUCUAUAUAUAGUAAGUUAGAAAUCAGCUACAUACAAACAUGGCUGUGCUUAAGGAACAUGUAUUCCUUAUACUAUAGUGAAGUAUUGCCCCCCUUCUCCUCCCCCUUUUAUUGGUUUAAAAAAGGUAAGAUUUACUUACCUUUUAUCCCUCAGCCACCCAGCCCCUUGGCUGAGAUAAUCAAUAUUGAUGAUUUCGGCCAAACCAAUGCUUCAUCUGAAACAUUGGCAGGCAAAUGUUCCCAAUGAAAAGCAUAGAUUGCUAUGCUUAAACAGGUCCAACUGUUAUUGCAGUGGAGGCAAUAUUUUAGAUUGCUAUGCUUAACCAGGUCCAACUGUUAUUGCAGUGGAAGCAAUAUUUUACAUUGCAAGGUUAAAAUAACAGGGGCACUGCAUCCAGACCACUUUAUCUCAAUGAAGUGAUCUGGGUGCAUUUAGUGUCUAUUUAGGCUGUGUGUGGGGCAGGCUCCUGCAUCUGCUGACAAAUGGCAGUGAUGAGCGACAGGAGCCUGUCAUGCAACUGACCGCUUUAGGCAGCAGUCCUUGUUAGCACUAUAUCUUCCCUCACCUGGCAGUGAUGUGCCAAUAAGGUAAGAGAAAGAGGAGAAAUGAUAUUGGGGAGAGACUAAAAAUGAGAAGUGAUGUGGAAAUGUGACUGGCAUUUUACCUUAUGUAAUACUAAACAUUUAAAAAGCUAACUAUGCAGAUAUAAAAGUUAGCAAGAAAUUGUUUAAAAAACAAAAAAAGGAAAUUUACAUUGCAUGUCUGAUAGAGCACGCCCAGUGCAUAUUAUUCAAAUUAAAUAAACACUGUACUGUAAAGGAUGACUGAAUGUGCAUGCUUAUGGCAUUUCUCUUUAAACAUUAGUAAUGUUUAAUGGGGUGAAGGAUUGUCAUUUUCAGAAAACUGACAGAUUCGCUCUCAGGGGUAUUUGCAUAUUUCACGAUUCACGAAGACCCUUGAAACUGACAGAUCUCAUAUGGGUCCAGUGGCCGUGAGGUGCAGGGAAGGUAAGUUUUACUAAUCCCAGCAUUUCCCUCGCAACCACGCAUGCAUGAGAGUACAACACUAAGGUAUAUGGAUGAUCCAGAGAGACCACAGAAUCCUACAUAAACAGAGCCUAAAUCCCACAGCAGUCAUUUGCCGCGGCUGCUGGAAUUUGACAAAUGGUGAUGGCAACCUUAUCUUUAUAAAAUACAAAAAAGUGACCGCUUCGCUUUAAAUCUGUUGUUUUCAUAUAAACUUCAACUAUAACAUAGUUGUGUGAAACUUAAGAUCUCUUUUUUUUUUUUUGCUGUGUGAAUAUUUAACAAACAUGUAACGCAUUAAAUGUAUGUUAAUGUUUUUAAGUAGAAAUGUUUCAUUUUUUUUUUUUUAAAUGGCUUUGGUUUUCAGUUAGUUCUGUGUUGUGAAAUAUUGUACCAGAAACUAAAAGCAUCAACACAUUAAACACUGUGUUGUGAAUUAAAAAGAAUACAACUAUAGCUGCACCAUGUAGCUGUCAACUUUGUUGUGGUGACAUUCCUAAUUGUGAUAGGAUUGUGUUAUGUGCUACUGCCUACAAAUGAUUAACAUUGUAAAUUUCACACACAGCUAUUUCUUCUUUUAAAUUCUUUCAAUACUGUUGUGUGUGGUGUGUUGUCUAGCUGAAGUUUAAAAGAAAAUAGUUUUCUCUUAAUAUAAUGUGUGCCUUAACCAUGGCAGUUUGGUUUGUAAUUGUUUAAAUUGUAAAAUUAAUUGAAUGGUUUUGCUCAUAAAGGUUUUCAAAAUCUGUCUAAA
Molecule: messenger RNA, 20433 nt
Organism: Pelobates cultripes (western spadefoot toad)
Lineage: Eukaryota; Metazoa; Chordata; Amphibia; Anura; Pelobatidae
Source: the annotation of a GenBank genome assembly